Messenger RNA from Striga asiatica, 579 nucleotides. The record is from the annotation of a GenBank genome assembly. NCBI's taxonomy places the organism in Eukaryota, Viridiplantae, Streptophyta, Magnoliopsida, Lamiales, Orobanchaceae.
AUGGGCCAGACUGGAUCGGGUCUGAUGUGUUGCUUGCGUACUGGGCAGGCGGGCAGACUUGAGUCUGCUGCGCUAGGGCGCACUGGUCGCGCAUUCAGUGCUGCUAUCGCCGAGACAUAUCACGCGAUGGGCAUUGUUAGCGAGAACAACUACAACUCAUGCAGGGGUGCUGCAUUGCCGAGACAUCACAUAGGACACGCAGGGACGCAGAGCGGGUCGCGCGAGAAUGACAUGGGCGUUGCGCGGUCUGGCCGAGCGUUGCACUGCAAGGGUCUACCUGCGCGGGCUAUGCGCGGCCGUGCUUGGGCGGUGCUUGGGCGGCACGUGGCAGCACGCGUAGCUCUGAAAUCGGUUCUUAAGAAGAUUGGCAUUGAUUACCCUGAUCUAGAAACUUUGAGAUACACGACUAGAACACCACUGCUCUUUCAGAAUUUCCGAUCAUCUGUUAAACCCACCGGACAGAAUUCUGGGUUCCCGUUAUUAGGGCCGUUAGCCUCCUUCUCGUCUUCCUCUCAACCGAAGAAGCUGGUACUUUUACUCAAAGCCCGGAUGCUGUUUGUGCGAUGGCCUCAAAGAUAA